This is a messenger RNA of Macadamia integrifolia, 1504 nucleotides long. Its product is annotated as protein arginine N-methyltransferase PRMT10. Gene Ontology annotation, molecular function: protein-arginine N-methyltransferase activity. Gene Ontology annotation, biological process: peptidyl-arginine methylation. NCBI's taxonomy places the organism in Eukaryota, Viridiplantae, Streptophyta, Magnoliopsida, Proteales, Proteaceae. The coding region runs from base 75 to 1208 and encodes 377 amino acids. The transcript is spliced from 8 exons. The record is from RefSeq and is a predicted model, not a curated record. Gene Ontology annotation, cellular component: nucleus.
UAUGAAAUGAGAAGAGCCCUAAAAUACCACUGGAAGUCUGGAAGUCUGGAACUCCACCGUGCGCGCUGACUAUCAUGGACAGCACUAGUAACGGCGUCGCCGGGGAGCUUCCGACGAACGGCAAUGGCGUCACCGUCGACAAAGGUGUCGACUUUGCUAACUAUUUCUGCACCUAUGGGUUUCUGUAUCACCAGAAGGAGAUGCUAUGUGAUAAAGUUCGCAUGGAUGCUUACUACAACGCCAUUUUCGAGAACAAAGAACACUUCCAUGGCAAGGCCGUGCUUGAUGUAGGAACAGGGAGUGGCAUUCUUGCAAUAUGGUCUGCACAAGCGGGUGCAAGGAAGGUUUAUGCCGUUGAAGCUACUAAGAUGACAGAACAUGCCCGCGAACUUGUUAAAGCCAACAACUUUCAAGAUGUUAUUGAAGUGAUUGAAGGUUCUAUGGAGGAUGUAAUUCUUCCAGAAAAAGUUGAUAUAAUUAUAUCAGAGUGGAUGGGAUACUUUCUUCUACGUGAGUCUAUGUUUGAUUCUGUGAUUUUUGCCCGUGAUCGUUGGCUGAAGCCUGGUGGUAUGAUGUAUCCUAGUCAUGCUCGCAUGUGGAUGGCACCUAUGAGGUCUGGAUUGGGAGACCAAAAAAUGGAUGACUAUGAGGUUGCUAUGAAUGACUGGCACAAUUUUGUGGAUGAGACUAAAACCUAUUAUGGUGUUGAUAUGAGUGUUCUGACAAAGCCUUUCGAUGCUGAACAGAAGAAGUACUAUCUACAGACAUCAUUGUGGAACAAUCUUCAUCCACAGCAAGUCAUAGGGACACCUGCUAUCGUCAAAGAGAUAGAUUGUUUAACAGCCUCAGUACAUGACAUUAUUGAUGUCAGAAGUAAUUUUUCGUCAUCAAUCACCGAGAGAACGAGGCUCUGUGGUUUUGCUGGAUGGUUUGAUGUUCAUUUUCGAGGAAAUAAAGACAAUCCAGCAAGGCGUGAGGUUGAAUUGACAACUGCUCCUAGCUUAGAUAAUGGAACACAUUGGGGCCAGCAGGUAUUCCUUUUGCAUCCUGCUGUUCGGGUUGAUGAAGGGGAUGAUAUGAUUGUCUCCUUCUCAAUGAAUCGUUCUAAAGAAAACCAUCGAUUAAUGGAGGUUGAACUUGGAUGUGAGAUGAGACAGUUGUCUGGGAAGCAGCUUCCACGCUUCGCUAGAAAGUUCUAUAUAGAAUAAGAAAAUGGCAGAAAUAUUUUGAUUUCAGACUAAAGACAGGAGAUAACGACUGGACCUGAAAGUAUACAUUGGACAUGUCUCGGAGUUGAAACAUUUCCACUCAAAAGGUCUUAAGCCUCCUUUCUUUGUUGUCUUUUUUGCUGUAUUGGGAAAGAUUGACUACCAUGAGGGAAUGUGUUUUAUGUAAUUUUGGGGCGUGAUGCUCUCAUCCUAACUUUAUGGAAAUUUUGUUUUGCAUUUCACAACAUCAUAUUGUGUUUAAGGUAUAUUGAAUAUAGCCAUUUUUUCCCGGCCAA